This is a messenger RNA of Misgurnus anguillicaudatus (oriental weatherfish), 749 nucleotides long. Lineage: Eukaryota; Metazoa; Chordata; Actinopteri; Cypriniformes; Cobitidae. The record is from RefSeq and is a predicted model, not a curated record.
ACAACCCUCUGCUCGAUUUACCUUGCGGCAGACCAAUCCUUUAGAACAUCUGAUGUUUUGGGGAAUCUGUGUUUCCUAAUGCUGGGAUCACUGCAGAAAUCCAAGGAGAUAACAGCUCGGGAGACCAGCAAAAGGUUUUUAUUUCAUUACACUAAACCGAGUGGUGCUGGAUUAUCACAUGGGACGUCUACUGUAUUGCACCCUCUCCUGGAACUCAUACCCCAGCUUAACAGAAGAAGAAGCAGGAGAAUGAAAUUAAAUGAGGACCUUCAAACACCAGGGCGGAUCCAGAGCAGAGGGUACUUCCUUUAUCGGCCACGUAAUGGAAGAAGAUCUGCUGAGUAUGUGUAAAACAAUAGAUAAUUCAGUACCAACAGAACCCACCCUUCAGAUGUGUGAUACCAGAUCAAGAGAACCUUAAACGUCACGUCAUUCAUUCCUGAAAUCCCCCUUUGUGAUUAUGAUGUCGAAUGUACAGACAGAAUCUAAAUAAAGUAUUUUAUUGGUCAAAACGUCCUGUUUGUAUACCUGUGCUCUGUCUUUUGAAUUAAAAGCAUUACAAAAUGUUUCCUCAUUGUGGCAUUGUGAUUUGACAUUUAUGCAUGUGGCUGACGCUUAUAUCCAAAGCAACUUACGGUGCAUUUAAGGUAUGCUGUACAUUUUAUCCAUAUGUUUUGACCAAAUAGCUUCUACUGUAUAUCUGCAUUGUUGAAGUGUUACCAAAGAGCAAAUAAAAUGUUUAACUCAGU